Acanthaster planci (crown-of-thorns starfish) is the source of this 3055-nucleotide messenger RNA. RefSeq names its product actin related protein 2/3 complex subunit 2 (gene arpc2). The record is from RefSeq and is a predicted model, not a curated record. Gene Ontology annotation, molecular function: structural constituent of cytoskeleton; actin filament binding. Gene Ontology annotation, cellular component: Arp2/3 protein complex; actin cytoskeleton. NCBI's taxonomy places the organism in Eukaryota, Metazoa, Echinodermata, Asteroidea, Valvatida, Acanthasteridae. Gene Ontology annotation, biological process: Arp2/3 complex-mediated actin nucleation; actin filament polymerization.
GUCCAUGUCAAAUCAUUUCCUCUUCCGGUGGUCGUGUUGUGGGGAGUGGAUCUGGUUUGGAUAAUCUGAGACUGAAGCCGGAAAAAAAGUGAAAAAUUUUCCAGAUUCACCGAGUCGAUUAGACCUUGAAAAAGAACCGAAGAUGAUUCUACUGGAAAUCAAGAAUAAAAUACUGGAGGAGACAUUAUUAGCGAAAUUUGAGGCGGCAAAGGCGGGGAACAAAGUCGACAGUACAGACAUUGUUAUUGCAGAUUACGAUGGUGUAACAUACCACAUUUCCAACCCUGAUGGACAGAAGACCAAAGUGAGGGUUAGCAUUUCGCUCAAAUUCUACAAGGAUCUCCAAAAACACGGAGCAGAUGAGUUACUGAAGCGAGAAUACGGCUCUCUCAUCAUUGAAACUGAGGAAGGCUACAACGUCUCCAUCCUGUAUGAUCUUGAGAACCUUCCCAAUGACAUUGCGGGAGAGGCUGCCAAGGGAGCUCUACUCAAACGCAACUGCUUCGCCUCAGUCUUUGAGAAGUACUUUGACUUCCAGGAACGUGAGGAGACAGGCCAAGAGCGGGCGGUCAUCCAUUACCGUGAAGACGAGACUAUGUACGUUUCAGCUGAGAAGGAUCGUGUCACGGUGGUCUUUAGCACUGUGUUCAAGGAUGACGAUGACGUCAUCUUUGGCAAAGUCUUUAUGCAGGAGUUCAAGGAGGGGCGAAGGGCGAGCCAGACUGCCCCUCAGGUCCUCUUCAGCCACAAGGAACCUCCUAUGGAGCUGCAGGGCACUGAUGCGGCAACAGGAGACAAUAUCGGAUACAUUACGUUUGUCUUGGAGCCCCGUCACACUAACCGUAAGGCCCGUGACAACACCAUCAAUCUGAUCCAUCUCUUCCGGGAUUACCUGCACUACCACAUCAAGUGCUCCAAGGCCUACAUCCACACUCGCAUGCGAGCACGCACUGCAGAAUUCCUGAAAGUCCUCAACAGGGCCCGGCCUGAGAACUCCAACAAGGAGAAGAAAACAAUAAGUGGAAAGACCUUCAUCCGCAGUUAAAUGCCAGUUGUGAAGAAGACGUAUAUCACGGAUAUCCUUUUCUUCCAGAGCUUAUAAAAUACACACAAAUAAACUAACUGUGCAACUUUUCCAAACAAGAGAAAUGGAAGAAAGGAAAGCAUACUUUCACUGACCUUUGCUUUCCAUUUCCUGUGUAUAUAUAGUGCAUUUUCAUAUGGGAAAUGGCGGAAAAAAAUUGUCUGCUGAUUUUACUUUUAUGUUUUGGGGGUUUGAAAGUUCUAAAGUGCAUUCCUCAGAUGCAAGAAAACAGAACAGGAUUUAUCAGUUUGAAUUUUUGUAAAGAAAAAAAAUCGCUUUUGCUCACUGAGCAUUAUUAAACUCAGAGUAAGUGGAAUGCACCAAUGGUUUUUUUUCACACUGAAGUUUUGCUUUUCUCAGAGCUGUGAAACAUUUUAAAAUUGUCCGUUUGGAUUCGACAUAGUGUGUGAAGGUCAAUGAAUAAUGUAAACAUCAAUUGAUUUGAUUGGCCUUGGUCAGUCACGGUUAUAAGCUCUCUCAAUUCCCUCAGUAAGGCCACGUCAAUAUUACUCUGCUUUGGCUAGGACUUACACGUACACCUAUGGUUGCGAUGGAAGCCGUUUCCCAUGAACAUAUGUGAUUCUGUCAGCCACAGCCCGUUGAUUCAUACUAAAGCUAACUACAUGUGUGGCCAGUAGUUUAGAUUGACAACCUGUAGAGACCAGUGCCUCCAAUUAAAGACGUGCAUUUGCAGAAAGCUCAUCAAAGACUACUGGUCAUGUAAGGCAGUGAACACUCCUUGUUUUUCAACAGAUGCAGAGGAUCUUGUUUUCAGCAAUCAAAACAUGACAGACAGCCAUUUGAAAGGUUGAAACUAUGUUCACUUUUGGCAGAAGCUUCUUUGGGGAAACUGUGAAACUGUUCGAUAAAUGUUUGCAAACGUUUCCCCCACAUGAACAUUUCCAAGCCACAUACAGAAGCAUUUAUAAGUCGUAGUCAGUGGUCUUUUUGUAAUCAUUUAGAAAUGUAAUCGUUUCUAGAAUGUUGUAAUGUCAGUCUGGUUAUUUUACCAAAGUAGACUUCAUUUCAGGAGUAAAUCUGUGGCAGAAAAGUAGAUAAUAUGAGGUUGGAGGAAUCUCCUAGUUUCUCAAUGUGUCGAAUUCUCGUGACCAUUUGCUGUGGUAUUAUAUUUAUGAUUUGUGUGCGUAAUGUCCUAUCUUCAAUUUGUGGUCUCAUGAAAUUUCUGGAUGAUUUCUAUGCAUGCACAAUAACAGCUUGCCUAUCAGAUUUGAAACAUAACUGGGCCAAAAUUGACCUCCAAAUACAGAGUUUGCCUUAUUUAUUUCUUUUUCAAAAGCUUCUAGCCACGUGGAGAUAAAAUGCCAUUCUUAGGCUACAAAGUAGUUGCAGCAAACCAAAAUACAGACCUUUACUGACAAAUUUACACAAUGAUAAAGUUGGAUAUCGUAACAAAGUUUCUAGAACUUGUGGAAGAUGUUUGAUUUAAUUUUAUAAAUACUCUAAAGUUUAAUUGGGUAGCACCCUUCAUCAACCAAGCUCUUCAGUUAUAAGCUGGAAGUUGAAUUUAUUCUACAAUGCCAUCAAAAAUACUUAAGGUGCAGGCCGGAAGUCUACAUUAUUUUUUCACAUCAUGUUGUAAAAUUUUUAGCUGUUAUCUCCAAAUUUGUCUUUGCAGGAGAUAGUUGCCAGCAUACACCAUUAGAGUUGGUAUCAAAAGUAACAGUUGUCAAGUAGCCAUUUUCUGAUUAUUCUGUUAAUGUAUAAUUUCAAUUCUCUAACAAGACCAAAUCUUUUGCUUGUUAAUUUUUUUUAGAUAUGGGUAUUUUUGAUGAGUUAAAAAACACCUGAUCUUUCUUCAGUAAAUAUGGUUGUCAGCUAUGUAUACUGGGUCAGGUGUAGGGUUAAUUUACAGGGCAAAAUUAUGCAAAAUAACAAUGUUGGUGAUGAUAAUAACUAUCGUAUGACUCUAGAUUUCUAUCAUCGACAAUUAAAACAUCUUAGCCAAGAAAA